Molecule: messenger RNA, 699 nt
Organism: Verticillium alfalfae VaMs.102
Lineage: Eukaryota; Fungi; Ascomycota; Sordariomycetes; Glomerellales; Plectosphaerellaceae
Exons: 5
Coding region: 1-699 (232 amino acids)
Biological process (GO): mycotoxin biosynthetic process
Source: RefSeq, a predicted model, not a curated record
AUGGACUCUCAACCGCUGACUUACCAGGACCUCUCACCCAGAGACGAGCACGACGAGUCGUCGUCCGCGACUGAAGUCGAGUCGGUGUUGCUGAAUGAGAAGGACCGCGAAUGGCAUGAUGUGUUCCUCGACCCGCCUACCAGCCCACGAACUGCAUCAUCUCUGCCGGCACGGUGGCGGAGACACCACUGGAUCAUCAAUACCGUGUUGAUCUUGUUUAAUGUCGUCAUGUCCAUGGUGUUACUGUGGAAAGUCGCAGGCGCACCGUCAACAUCAUUACGACAGGUGAUCAAAUGGGAGUCUGAUCCCUCAUUUGUUCCCAAUAACUCCGUCGAGUUCUUUGAACAGCAAACAGUCGACAAAUGGCAAUCCCUCCUGCCAGUGAACGCACAUCGCGGCGAUGGCGAGACGUUUUCAACGACGUCCAUGACGCAUCAGCUUCACUGUCUGUUUAUGAUGGGUCGUGUCUACGCCGGCGUGACGCAGAGCAGGACCGCGGAGCUGCCGGCAGACUAUCAUGCUCACUUUCUUCACUGCAUAGACUACAUAAGACAGGGCAUCAUGUGUUCCGGGGAUGUCGCUUUGGAGCCACACACUCCAGAAGACGCAGAUGAUUUGGGGGCAAAGGAUGGAGGGUGGAAUGGACUUCAUGAGCAAAUACAACAAGGUGGACGAACGGUACUGCCCAUUGAUGAUUGA